Trematomus bernacchii (emerald rockcod) is the source of this 1727-nucleotide messenger RNA. It is a transcript of the gene crlf1b, whose product is annotated as cytokine receptor-like factor 1b. Gene Ontology annotation, cellular component: external side of plasma membrane. The coding region runs from base 127 to 1296 and encodes 389 amino acids. Gene Ontology annotation, biological process: cytokine-mediated signaling pathway. The transcript is spliced from 8 exons. The record is from RefSeq and is a predicted model, not a curated record. Gene Ontology annotation, molecular function: protein binding; cytokine receptor activity. NCBI's taxonomy places the organism in Eukaryota, Metazoa, Chordata, Actinopteri, Perciformes, Nototheniidae.
GCCGACAUUUGGUCUGAGAAGAGCCGCUGGAGAGUGCCUCUAACCGGCUUCAUCCUCCAACUUCCCCCCGCUGUCAGCUCGGAACUCGAAAAGAACCGAAAGAGAAAACAAGUUACUGAAAGAAGCAUGUUUUCCUUCAUGUUUCUGCUCCUGCUAGUUCCACAUGAGCUGCUGUCCUCAACACAUGUGGCAGUGAUCUCCCCUCAGGACCCCGUGCUGCCGAUCGGCUCCAGCCUGACGGCCACCUGCACGCUGGCCCCGGGGCUGGGUCUGCAGGCCGGCUCUCUGUUCUGGACCCUGAACGGGCUGAGUGUGUGCAGCAGCAGCUACAGCGUGCUGAGCCCCGACACCCUGAGCGUCACGUUGCACAACCUCAACGGCUCCCAGCAGCAGUCCGGAGACAACCUGGUGUGUCACGGAGCAGAUGGACACGUCCUGGCCGGCUCCUGUCUCUAUGUGGGCAGGCCUCCAGAAAAGCCUGUAAAUCUAACGUGUUGGUCCCGCAACACGAAGGACCUGAGCUGCGGGUGGAGCCCGGGGGGGCGGGGUGAGACCCACGUCCGAACCAAAUACACCCUCAAGUACAAAUUGAGGUGGUAUGGCAGAGAGAAGGAGUGUGAAAUCUACAGCACAGGGAAGCAGCGAUACUCCUGCUACAUCCCCCGCAACCUCGCCCUCUUCACCCCGUACGAGAUCUGGGUGGAGGCAGCCAAUCAGCUGGGCUCGGCCACCUCUGACAUCACAACCCUGGACAUCCUCGAUGUAGUGACCACUGACCCUCCUGCCAACGUGCAGGUGAGUCGUGUCGGCGUCCUGGAGGACCAGCUGACGGUCCGCUGGGCCAGCCCCCCCGAGCUCAAGGACGUCCUGUUUCAGGCCAAAUACCAGAUACGCUACAGACUGGAGGUCAGCUCUGAAUGGAAGGUGGUGGAUGAUGUUGGUAACCAGACGUCAUGUCGGCUGGCAGGCCUCCGACCCGGGACCGUUUAUUUUGUCCAGGUGAGAUGCAACCCAGUGGGCAUCUAUGGCUCCAGGAAGCCCGGCAUCUGGAGUGACUGGAGCCAUCCGGCCGCCGCCUCCACUCCCAUCAGCGAGAGGCUGCAGAGCGGCUCCUGCGAUCCGAAGCCCGGUGAGCAGAACUCCACCCUGCGGCGGGAACUCAAGCAGUUCUUCGGCUGGGUCCGCAAGCAUGCGUCCGGCUGCAGCGGCAUGUCAAUCAAACUGUACGACCAGUGGAGGGUGUGGCUGCAGAAAACACACAAAACACGCAACAAGGUAGAUUCUUCAAGACGAUAAUUCAUAGCAGCGCCGCUCAGCACCACUGUGGAGUUUUAAUACAAGAACAGCAUCAAGAAACACAGAGGGAUAACUCAGUGUGGGCCCCCAGCUGAGUGAGGGGUCAUCGGCCCCGACUGAGUGAUACUGCAGUGUUUGUCAGACAGACUUAACUUCAGUUUAAAGGGCCCGAGUGGAGGAUCACUGAAGUCAGACAAUGCUGUCCUUUUUCUGCCAUUUCCGCCGACCAAAUCUGUCCGUAAUUAGACAUCAAUUGGCGAGCCAUGAAAAUGUAGCAGCACAAACCUUUCAUAUAGUUACAUUUGGAUAUUUCUUAACUGCAGCAAGUGUUUAAAUGUAUUCCUUUGAAUUAAGGAUCAGUUUGUGUAAAAUGUUUAUACUCUGGUGUAGUACACCAUUUGUUUGAAGACAUUUUCCUACUGUUUAUAUUU